GAGGGGAGGCCGGAUGUGAGUGGAGCGGCCAUUUCCUGUUUCUCUGCAGUUUUCCUCUGCUUUGGGUGGUGGCUGCUGCUGUGCUUCGCCUUCCAGUCCUCUGAGGGCCAGACGGCGUGGACAGCGUUCCCGGCACUCCGCCCGCAGCCUCACACCCGCUCGCCCUGCGCUUCCCGAGCCCGCCGCUUCCCGCCUCAGUGACCGGCCGCCGCCGCCGCGGCCCACGGAGCGGCCCAGAUGCAGGCCAUCAAGUGUGUGGUGGUGGGAGACGGAGCUGUUGGUAAAACCUGCCUGCUGAUCAGUUAUACAACCAAUGCAUUUCCUGGAGAGUACAUCCCCACCGUCUUUGACAACUAUUCUGCCAAUGUUAUGGUAGAUGGAAAGCCAGUGAAUCUGGGCUUAUGGGAUACAGCUGGACAAGAAGAUUAUGACAGAUUGCGUCCCCUCUCCUAUCCGCAAACAGUUGGAGACACAAGUGGUAAAGAUAGAACCUCCAGGGGCAGAGACAAGCCGAUUGCCGAUGUGUUCUUAAUUUGCUUUUCCCUUGUGAGCCCUGCAUCAUUUGAAAAUGUCCGAGCAAAGUGGUAUCCUGAAGUGCGACACCACUGUCCCAACACUCCCAUCAUCCUAGUGGGGACGAAGCUUGAUCUCAGGGAUGAUAAGGAUACAAUUGAGAAGCUGAAGGAGAAGAAACUGACUCCCAUCACCUACCCGCAGGGGCUAGCCAUGGCAAAAGAGAUCGGCGCUGUCAAAUACCUGGAGUGCUCAGCGCUCACACAGCGAGGCCUCAAGACAGUGUUUGAUGAAGCUAUCCGAGCGGUUCUCUGUCCACCUCCUGUUAAGAAGAGGAAGAGAAAAUGCCUGUUGUUGUAAAUGUCUGAGCCCCUCAUUCUUGGUCCUGUCCCUGGAACCUUUGUACGCUUUGCUCAAAAAAACAAAACAAAACAAAAAAAACGGUGGAGCCUUCGCAUUUGAUGCCAAGUUUUUGUUACAGAUUAAUUUUUCCAUAAAACCAUUUUGAACCAAUGAACCAGUCAAUAAUUUUAAGGUUCUGUUUUAGAUGUAAGAAUUCCAACUUAUGGUCUAUUAAAAUUCAGCCCUAAAUGACAAGCCUUCUUAAAGCCUUAUUUUUCAAAUCCCCUAUUCUUGCUCAGAUUAAGAAUUGCCAAAAUACCUUCUGAACUAAGUUGCGUUGUGCUGAGAACACUACGCACUAAACUGUUGAGACUUUUGUUUUUAAGAAGACUGCAGCUUCUGGAAUUGGGGUACAGACCCUUCCCUAGUUUCCAGACCGUGUGACGCAGCAGCACAGCCUCCUUAACGACACGUUGCCAUGUAACGCACCUGUAACUUAUCAGCCCAUGUUCAUGACAUAACUUUGUACUGUAUGUCUCAGUGAGUGAGUUUUAACAGCUCAGCCUUUGAUUUCAUAGUGAGCUUUCUGAAACCCCAGUUGACUAGCUUUUGCAGACUUUGAACAGAACUCUGGUUCCCGUGUUGCCUCUAAUGAAGUAUUCUGUUCCUAGUCGUGGGUGUGCUGGGUGGAGUGUGUGAAACACGACAUGAUCAAAGGAUAAAGACAGUAUUUUGACUAAUAUGAAGUAGAGAUUACUUUACACUACAUUGUACAUGGAGUAAUUCAACUGAAUAAAAGUGUCACGGGUAAAGAUUUUUAACGGUUAAUUUCUGUCAGACACAGUAGAUGACAAAUGGCCGGUCUUAUCAGUGUCUCUCCAUCUUUUCCUUUCCCCUACACUGCCGUCCCUCCCCAGAUAGGGUGUUGAAUCCAUAUUUAAACUGGCCACCCCCUCAUGGUUGCUAACUUAGCAAGUGCUUUUCUUUAGGACCACCUUCUUAACGAGCAAUAUGUCUGACCUGUACUAUAAGAUCUUUCUGAUAAUGCAUUUGACGUUUUUUUCUUUUUUCUUUUCUUUAGGUAGAUUAGUAGAAGUGCAUUCCUGUUUUCACCUUUAUUCAAGCUAAUAAGUGCUUUCCUUAGUUUUCUAGUAACUAGGUGUAAAAAUCAUGUGUUGCAGCUUUACAGUUUUUAAACUAUUUUAGAUAAUUCUUAAACUAUGAACCUUCUAAACAUCACUGUCUUGCCAGAAUACCAACACUGUCAUGUGACUAAUGCUGCCCUCUAGACCUCACCCAUGUGGACACACUUCCUGUGGUAGCUCUGCCUAGAGAUGUUCCUUUGGGUCUGUGAGGUUCUGUCAACUGCUAGUGCUAACGCUGUUCUGUACAACCUAACUCACUGGCAAGAACACAGUGUUGGGCCUUCCAACCACUAGAACAAACUUUUUUCAAUUGACAGUUGCAGAAUUGUGGAGUGUUUUUACAUUGAUCUUUUGCUAAUGCGGUUAGCAGUAUGUUUUGCAUGUAUGACUUAAUAAAUCCUUGAAUCAUA
This is a messenger RNA of Mesocricetus auratus (golden hamster), 2410 nucleotides long. RefSeq names its product Rac family small GTPase 1 (gene Rac1). The transcript has 7 exons. The record is from RefSeq and is a predicted model, not a curated record. NCBI's taxonomy places the organism in Eukaryota, Metazoa, Chordata, Mammalia, Rodentia, Cricetidae. Gene Ontology annotation, biological process: motor neuron axon guidance; establishment or maintenance of cell polarity; small GTPase-mediated signal transduction. Bases 238 to 873 code for a protein of 211 amino acids. Gene Ontology annotation, molecular function: protein kinase binding; GTP binding; GTPase activity. Gene Ontology annotation, cellular component: cytoplasmic vesicle; plasma membrane; cytoskeleton.